GUAAAUACAAGGCCCUCCUACAUAUUUGACAUUGUGGUGUUUUUUCUGCCUCCAGAGAGCCAGGCCUGGGUGUUUUACCGUGGAGCUGAAUACUUGCUGGCUAACCAGCUUUACAGCUGGCACACAGUGUCUUUGGCUUGUCAGAUGAUGGGAGCCUACCUUCUGUCCAUUCACUCCAGGGAAGAGUCGCAAUUCAUCAAGGAGCGCUUACGACGGUUCUCCCUGGGGCCGAGAAGCUGGUGGAUUGGGCUUUCCUUUGGCCCACCAGGAGAGGAGGUCAGGUGGAGCGACAAAACGGAGAUACAGUUUCAGAACUGGGCAGAGGGGAGUUCAAACGCUGAUCUUAGAAGAAACGGGAUGUGUGUCUCCAUGUCUUCUUCUACAGGGAAGUGGUCAUUAAACAAAUGCAGGGAACUUCAUGGCUUUGUGUGCAAGAGAAGAACAGUGUCUGUGGUGGAGACUCCCCAGGAGCCACACUAUAUUGGAGCAUGCCCAGAGAAGUGGCUCUACUUUGGACACAAGUGCCUCCUGCUUCACCUCCCUGGCAGCCCAAACGAAGGAAAGAGUUGGAAAGACGCCCAGUCCAUCUGCUCUUUGUUUCAAGGCUCCCUGGUUGCCAUAGAGGAUGAGAUUGAACAAGCAUACAUAACCAUGCUGCUCCAGGGCAGCUCUGCAGGUGUGUGGAUUGGUCUGUGGGACGAGGACACAAUGAAAUGGACCAACGGGAAACCAGUCAGCUACACCAACUGGUCUCCAGAGCCAAAUUAUUCUUACUCUAGGGAGGACUGGCUCAGUAGAGAUGUCGAUGAACCGCUCUGCACGGUUUUGUCCAACAACCACAACUUCCACCUCACCGGGAAGUGGUAUGACGAGAAGUGCAGCAAGACCGGAUAUGGCUUUGUUUGUCAAAAACCCCAAGACACAUCCAAACCCCCCACCCACUCCUAUCACCACCCUCUUCCUGACAACAUUGAGUACAGGAGCAGCACCUACAAGGUUGUGUCUGGUAACAUGAGCUGGUACGACGCGAUGCACAUGUGCCUAGAAAAUGAUUCUGAGCUAGUGAGCAUUACAGAUGCCUACCACCAGGCUUUCCUUACUGUCCUUGUCAAUAGAUUGGACGCCCCCCACUGGAUCGGACUGUACAGUCAAGAUAGUGGCAUCAAUUAUAAGUGGUCAGAUGGCAGUGACACAGUAUACACACACUGGGACCCAUCCAAUGAUGAAGAUGAUGACUUUGUUUCUGGAGAGUGUGUGUACAUGGACAUGAACGGGGGCUGGAGGAGAGCAGACUGUGAGAAUCGGUUACCAGGAGCUCUUUGUCGCAUUCCUCUGCCAAGCAGUAAACCAUUUAUUUCUUAUGAGACGUCCUGUCCAUCCACCUGGGUGAAGUUUGGACGAGGUUGCUACAACUUUGAGCCAGUGGUUGAGAAACUCACCUUUGAAGAGUCAAGAAUCCACUGUAAACAGAAAGUCAACACCUCAGAUGUCCUGACCAUUGAAAGUGAGACAGAGAACCGCUUUGUGCUGGAGCAGCUGUGGUCUUCUGGUUUCCUUCACCGCACUAUUUGGUUGGGAAUGUACUUCAACAUUGACACUGAUUCAAUGUCCUGGGUUGAUGGUUCACCAAUGGACUACACCAACUGGGCUAAUAAAGGCCCAGACACAAAACAGCUCACUGCAGAUACCUGUGUUACAACCAGGGUGGUCGAUGGUGUGUGGCAUUUAUCAACAUGUGGGGAGCAGCUGGGUUUCAUCUGCAAAACCUUCUCAGAUGUAACUACUGAGGUGGAAGUGGAACCAUUAAAUGGUUUGCAUCAUGGCGUCAUUUCUGCUGCAGUGCUGGUGGCAGUGUUGAUCUUUGCCCUCCUGGCAGGAACCAUGUGGUUUUUUUACAGGAGGAAUCCAGCAUGCUUUCGUGGUUCGCCCUCGCUAGGUAGCGCUUAUUACAGACAAAUUGACUCUCAAGCAGCAGAAUCAGAUGGAAACGUUCUGAUUACAGACCUGGAUGCCUACUAUGGAGAAUAACACCUAAGGAUUUUGAUAAUUUGAUAGCCUUUGUGUGUGUCUCAGAGUUUCCUUAUCAGGGUGUAAGGGCCAAUAUAGUCAUAAAGCUGUGACACCCAACUUCUCUGCAGACCUGGACAGUGGAUGUUUUUGAAGUGUCCUCAUGGCUCUCUGGUUUGGUUUAUUCCAUUCAACAUUAGCAUCAGCAUUGAACUGAGACUAAAGUAGGACUCAGUCCAGUCUUCCAGUAUGGAGAACCAGUGUUCUAUCUUAUGUUAUACUUGAACUAAGAUCAGUUUAUUUAAAAUAUUGCGUAAAUGAUAGAGAGAGCUGUAAGCUUUGAAUUUUCACACAUUUUUAAUAAAAAAUAAAUGAAAA
Molecule: messenger RNA, 2385 nt
Organism: Cyprinodon tularosa
Lineage: Eukaryota; Metazoa; Chordata; Actinopteri; Cyprinodontiformes; Cyprinodontidae
Product: secretory phospholipase A2 receptor-like
Exons: 14
Molecular function (GO): signaling receptor activity
Source: RefSeq, a predicted model, not a curated record